This is a messenger RNA of Megachile rotundata (alfalfa leafcutting bee), 4496 nucleotides long. It is a transcript of the gene Sytbeta, whose product is annotated as Synaptotagmin beta. Gene Ontology annotation, molecular function: clathrin binding; phosphatidylserine binding; calcium-dependent phospholipid binding. Gene Ontology annotation, biological process: calcium-ion regulated exocytosis. The record is from RefSeq and is a predicted model, not a curated record. NCBI's taxonomy places the organism in Eukaryota, Metazoa, Arthropoda, Insecta, Hymenoptera, Megachilidae. Gene Ontology annotation, cellular component: plasma membrane; exocytic vesicle.
UCAAACUUUCCACAUUUGUUCAAACGAUCGAUAAAUUUAUCGUUAAAAAGAAGUUAACGAAAUCACCAACUACCGAUCAAUUUCCGUGUCGGUACAAAUGAUCGAUUCUUCGCGAUCGAUCGAUAUGCAUCGAUUUGUAUACACAUAAUGAAAAAUAGACUUUUGAUGGUGAAUUAUUGCAUAAAUAGUUGAGCAAAUAUAGCAAAGUUUCUUUGCUGAAUAACUGUUGAGAACUUGCGACGUAAUUUUGUUUAGGAAGCUUGAUGACCUUCAAGUAGUCCUGACAGCUGUCGAGAAGACGUUCUUCUACGCGUUUCGACGGAGCUUUGAUUUAUUCACCAGUCACGUAUUAGAGGGUAAAUCCAGGAGCGUCACAAUUGAGAAGAGGAAAAGGGAGAAAUCGAGGAGGACAGAAAGUGCGGGAAAAUGGUUUCGUCGGCCAUUUUCGGUGCGGCUGCUGGCACCGGCUUGGCCUUGGUCUUCGCGAUGACGAUAGUCGUCUAUCGAUAUUACGCCGUGAAACGGAAGGGGAAGUACUGGAGCAAUUUAGAUCGUUGGCCUGAUCCACCAUCGACCGCGAAGAAACCGGAAGGUCGUCAGGAGAAUUGUCAGCAACACUGUCACGACAUGUCGUCGUCGCACGUGUUGAAUUGCUGGCGACAACAACAGAGGAAUUACUACGCGGUGCAGAUUGGGGAAUUCAAUGUGGCUAAAGAACAGCACGCCGUACAGCCAUGUUCGUCCGUGGUGGUUGAAUCAGCAGGUGGAUUACCACAUCAAAGUCGCAGUUACCCUGGUGGUAGCAGUGGAACCGGUAGCAUGGGACGAUUAUUUACAAGGAAUUCAUCGGUGAGUUCUCAAAGCUCUUUGGAGGGAGCUUCAGGACCUUCAGGACCACCCAGUCAUCGUGGUUCUUCUUCACAAGUUGGACGAUAUCAUCAUCAUCGUGACCCGUUACAUGCUGCCUCUUCUUAUCCUCCUAGCAGAAGUUCAAGAUCACCAUCACCUGGUCGCGCAGCAUCGUUAGACGCACGCAGUGGGAGUCCAGCCAGUUGUUCCGGAAGCCUUCUUAGCAGCAAUGCAUCACCAUCUCAGAGCUCACUGUCGUCUCUGGCAACAGGUGUGAGCUCUUCAUGUGGUGGUUCCUCGAUAAGCGUUGCCCACGGUGCUUCCAGAUCAGCUGGCCGAAGUUUAUCACCGCUUCUUAUUCCGCCGUCACGCACUUCCGGAAGCGAUGGUGGUCCACCUCCUCCAGCUUCACCUUUAGGUUCCAUACAACCUGACCUCUAUCAACGAAGAGAUGGUCCCCUUUACCUCAAGGCUCGCGGACACGGCAAAAGCUUGGGUCGACUACAUUUACGAUUCAAAUACGACUUCGAUCGAUCGGAUUUGCACGUUCACUUGAUCGAGGCUCACGAUUUGGCUGGAAGCGAUCAAGGAGGAUUUAACGACCCUUACGUGAAAUUAACACUCAGCCCUGAAGUGGAUUCGAGGAAGCGACAAACUCAGAUACAUCGUAACGAGCCGAACCCGUUCUUCAAUCAGCAAUUUAAAUUUCCCGUCAGCAGCGACGAACUUCAGGACAAGACUUUAGUGCUACAAGUUCUCGAUCAUGAUCGCUUUUCGAGAAACGAUAUAGUCGGUUUGGUUAAGGUGCCAUUGCAUCUUUUACAAUUGGACUCCCCUACAUCAACCGAAGAAGUUUGGGGCGAUAUUGAGCGUGAACGAAAGCCACCGGAACAAAUUCAAGAAGUUUUACUGUCGCUGUCUUAUUUGCCAAGUGCUGAGGAAUUAACGGUGCUCAUUCAGAAGGCGAGAAACCUAUUUCCACCACAGGAGAAAGAAACUUUAGAUUCCUUCGUGAAAGUAAAUCUUUUUUGCGGAGAGAAGAAAGUGAAGAGGAAGAAAACUUCUAUAAGAAAAGCGACGACCAGUCCUGUUUGGGACGAGGCGGUGCACUUUAAUGUUCCUGUCAACACUCUUGCGUCGUCCGCCAUUGAGGUAUGCGUAAUGGAUUCAAGCAACGAGUUCAUCGGCGGAAACGUGAUCGUCGGGUCCUGCAUCGUAGGUCCCGCCACAGGAGCGGAAGCAAGCGGCAGCCAAGGAAAAGAGCACUGGCUUCACAUGACCCAAUCGCCCAGGAAAACCAUCGCCAUGUGGCACGCGUUGCAUUAAAAUCAUUCUCCGCUAGAAAUGUUGAACGGAAGAGAAAAGGAUGGCGAUGUAGUUACCUGGAGAAACAGAGGAUAUAAAAUUAAAUGUUAAUCAUCGUUAAGUAUUUUAAGUAUUAUAUAAAUAUAUAUAUAUAUUAUUAUACAUGAUGAUGUGACUACGUGAAACGUACAAGUUGGAAAAAAUUCAAGGUUUGUUGUUGGGAAGAAACGCUUAAUUAUAUGAGCGUGAUUCGAAUCGUACGCUUAAAAUAUACUUAACAGUAUUUCUAUUAUAUUCUACGUAUCGCAGGCAAAUGGUACGUGGUGUUUGUAUUAAAAGAAGAACGUAUAUGUUAUACGUACACGUAUGUGUAAACAUACAUAUUAUACUAUAUAAAGAUGUUCUUAUAUGUAUACCUUCGUAAUAAAACAAUCAUCUUGCGUGUGUAACUCUAAAACACGCUUUCAAAACAUUUCAACGUAACUGUAAUAAUUGUAAUGACUCUUGUAUUAACUCACGGUAUGUAACGACUACGUGAAUUUCGUGUUUCUGCAUUCGCACGAAUAAAAUUUAAGAAACUUUGACAACGUAUUUGCUCCUGUCGACUGUGUCCUCGCUGAGGCAACGACGGAGAAAUUUUUGUGAAAAGAAGUAAAAUUUCCAAAUUAAACAUUUUCAGAUUAUUAAAUUUCCAAGGUUCUGAUUUUCUCAUUGUUGCUUGAAUGAGGACGUAGUUUUACUUUUCAUAAACUUUCAAGAUUAUCUUGGACUGAAAAUGUUAUAUCAACUAUUUGGCAACCAUUCGUCAUUUUUAUACUGAACUUUUUGUUAUUUUUGAGUCUUGCUUUUCUAACUACAUAUAUCGUACAGUAGAACUCUAUUUAUCUCUUUCUAUCCCUGAUGCGAACACGAUCUAUGUAAAGCAAUGAUUUAGAAGAUACAUGCAGAUAAUAAAAAGAAGUACAAAAAUUACUAUUAAGUAACAAACCUUUUGGCUGCAGCAUUGAGGGGUUCACCUCGUAUUAAAUAAAACAAACCAAUGAUAAAAUGCAUUCAUAAUAAACGUAACAUAAUUUAUUUAAUAAUCAAAAUGUGUAUUUUACAAAACAAAAUUUGUAUAUUGACAUAAACAAAAAAAUUCAGUUACUAUGUAACAAGUAACAGUACAUCAAAUUUUGUUCUGUUAUAAAAAAUUGUAAUCUGUUUUAUAUCAUAUAACUUUUAUUAAGAAACUUUUUCUUUGUAUUUUUAUAAAUUUUGGAGACACUCGGAUGUUCUCAUGGCUUACCCUUUAUCCGCAGUCAAAGGGUUAACAGCCCUCAGUAUAAGAUAAAGGGAGCCCCUAUAGCGUUUCGUCCUAAAAUAAUAUUUAGCAUGAAGCUACUAUAAUGGUGCAUAGCACCUAAAAAAAUGAACAUGUCGAAAGAUAAGAUGGUUCAAACUAAAAUAUUCAAAUAAGACACCCACCCUUUCUUUUCACAUCGAUUUCUUUGAAUAAUAAAAUGUUAUUCACUUUUAUAGUUUAUACAGUUGUAAACAGAAUAUUUAACAAUAGUUGUAAAAUUCGACAAUUUAAUCCACAAUUAAAUUCAGUAAGAUUGUAUUCAGAUAAAUGGAGUUUUACUGAAAUUACAACUUAAAGAUUGAUCAUUUUAUGGCGUAUAUUACAAUAACUAGUAUAGUACUCGCCACGAUGAGUUUUGGGCACUGAUGGAUAUUUCCUGAAUUUGAUAAUUUGAGAAUUUGAAACUUUUAUUUCUAAGUUUCCUAAUCUUCAAAUCCUUAAAUUUCUAACUACCUAACUUUCCAAAUUCUCAAAUUUCCAAAGUAGCAUACAAUUCUGAAAGAUUUCACUUCAGCAAAGGUUUAAUUUAACCUCGGUAUCGUGGCGAGUACUGUACACAAUCCUAUCAACGAAGUCCCUUUAGACAUAAAAUGUAAAAUUUGCAAAUAUCAUAUCCCACGUGCAUGAAAUAUGCAACCGUCAAAGUGUUAACAGACACCGUAUUGUCGGACCUAAAUAUUGCCUUGCGAAGCACGGAAAAAGCUCGCGCUUAUCGCAUUACCCAACGUGUGGGCCACGGAUGAUAGUAGUCGAGUUACGAUUAUCGUACAAAGUAAUUGAAAAUAAAAGAAAGCGGUUAGGGAGUUACUAAGCGAUCGAUAUGGUAAGAGAGAAACAGUUUCCAUGACUGAUUCUUCUGAACGUUUCGAGAAUGUCCGUCUGUGUUACUGCAUCGUAAAGAAUGUACAAUGUAUCUUAAAUGUGACAUGUAACCGAUAUUUUCUUGUAAUGUAUCUCGUGAUUCGAUUUCAAAUAAAGAAUUACUUAUUUCCGUGAA